CUCCAGCUGCAGAGAAACUCAAAGCCAUGCAGAGACUCAGAGGAUUCUAUUUGUACGCUGUCCUUCAGCUGUCUUUGGCAGCCCAGGGAGUUCAGACGACUGCGUUCAGCUCUAAUCUUGGAAGCAGAACAUAUCUUGAGACAACUCCACCGAGAUUUUACCCCAUCCACGCUGAUCCUGGGGACGCUGGAACGUGGUCGAUGGAACUGGACAGGAAGUCCAAACCCCCAAGUGCGUCCAACACAAGUGAAGGUUUACGGCAAACAGAAGCUUUGAUUUCAAAGGAAUUAGAGACUUUGUCAAACCAAGAGUGUAUAAACCCUAGAGAAGUUGAUACCCAAACAGGCAUCAGUUGAUAGUUAUUAUGGAGGAAGACGCAGCAGUGAUUGAGUCGGCCACUAACCUGUUUGAGAGGAAUCCAAGUGAAUCAACGCUGCUGAGCUACCAGAAGGGGGCACUGCAGAUUCUCAGGGGGAGCCGAUUCUCUUCUAUUCUUAACCAUGAUGUCAUUCUGGUUGGUCACGGCAGCACUGGUACCAACGGAUCAGUCCUGUCUGGUUUUGAUCCUGAAGAACUUGCCAGAUUCAUGAUGGUCUUAAAUACCGAGAGCCUCCCUGGUCGUCUUUGCACCAUCAGCCUCAUCAGCUGCAACCUUGGAAAUGACUUGAACUUCAUGUCGCAGCUGCUACAAGUCCUCAGGUCUCUUGGUAUGGAAACAAAGCUUCACCUUUACAACUCCUUCCUGUCUGUAAGCUCUGACGGAGAAAUCCUGACUAGGACUGAGGGCCUCUGGAGGUCCAGUGACCACAGAAGAAGAGUCAUCGGUGAACUGGACCAAAGAGGAGACCUGCUUGUGAGAGAGGAACUUGGCUGUGCAGGUCCAACGUUUCCUGAUUUUAGAGGAAGUGUUUUGUAUCUUCAGAUGCUGGAUUGGCCGCGACACCCUCAAAUGUUUGUUCCAAGAGAGCUGCGCAAGAAGUACCCGUCCAUCGACUGCCUGGAGGGGCUGACGUGGAGCUUGUUCUUUGAGAGUGAGCGACGGCGAGCUCCUGAUUAUGUCUCACCACAGGGCGAACAAAAGGGUGCAAUUUGGCUUAGAGAGCCAGGUCCAGAGGAAAACAUUGUCAUCAAACACAUCAAUACCAUCCAGGAUCUACUGGUGGAGAUACGAUUCAAUGCAAGAGAGGAGGUUUCAUCCAACCUUUACUACGUUCUGAAUGAGUGCAUUUACAAAGUAAGUGGGAAGAAUCUUAAUGUCACUCUGGUGGGAAAGUUCAUGAGCACCAACAAUGAAGCUGAAAUCGAAAGCUUCCGUCAACGUUUCAACGAGCCGCAGGGUGAGUCGUCCCUUCAGGAGCUGAGACAGGGUCUGAAAGUGUCCAAAUUCACUGACUUCUGUCGGCAGACUUUCCAGUUCCAGCAGUGCAUCUACAACUGUGAGAGGUGGGGUAGAUACUUCAUGGCAGCCGUGUUUUCUGCAUCCGUGCUGAACUUCAGAACCUUCUCUCUCUUCCUCAUGAGUGUCAUAGGCUGUGAGGUCGGUCGAGCGAAAGGAACCGACAGCCCCCUGUGCACGGCGUUCGUCGGAUCCGAUCACCCAAUGGAGACGGACAAACCACGGCCCAAUCAUCUGCGGAGAGGGUUCUACGGCUGCACUGUUGACAACUACGAGAUGGCUCCUCAGGAGAGACAGAUUUGGUUGGAUGAGGUAUUGGCGAAGGAGAAUGAUUUGUACAUGAAGUCAAAGAUGAUGAUGAUCGCCAACGAACGCGAUGAGCAAACAGAGCUUGACAUCUUCGGGAAGGUGAAGGUCAUGAAUAAGUACGCGUUCUCAUCUUACCUGGAGUUCUUCAGAGGUACACCUGAGGGGAAGAAACUCAAGAGAGGAUGUGCUCCUUCGUUAAAUGUAAAAAAAAAAACCUAACGCACGAGCAAUGUGUGAUUGGGGAACACCAGCGUUUUGUUAAUUUAUCUAUAGCAUAGUUGGUAAGAGUAUUUGCUUAUGCAUAAAGUUAUGACUCAUAGUCUGUAAGUGAGAGAUGGCCUAGCUUCCAAGGCACUACAGAAGUUCCUUAAAGCUGUAUUCUCUCUCACCUCCAGCAGGGGGCAACUCCACCGGCUGCAAAAGUCUGAAGUCUACGACAAAAAUGACUCUUCUCUACUCUUGAUUUAUUCCCUCUGAAAACACGUUUAUGGUCUCAAUCUUUAGUUUUAUGUUGUUUUCAAUACAUCAUGAUGCUAAUUUUGUCCCAUUUAGAGUCAAGUAGAUCACAAAACAGGGGAGGAUUUAGGGCGGGGCUACAUCUGAUGGACAAGGUGGUACCACGAUAACCUGGAAAAUCUCUAAGCCUCUACUUAAAGACAUUCAGAUGAUUCCAUUGUUUGUUAGAUUAUUUUUUUAACCAUGCUUUAUGGCUGCGCAAAACUAGCAUCGCAGCUAACAAAAAUAACAGAUGCAUAUUUGUAACCAAGCAAGCUAGCUGUGUCUCAGUUGAGGUUUAGCAUCCUAUUGGCCUUUGUAACUUAAAUAUGACGGUCUGGUCUGCAGAAGACUUCUUGUUUGAGUCACCAGCUGUUCCCGUCCUUACCCUUUUUGUUACCUAGCGCCAUCCUGUCGCCUAGCAACUUCGACAGCUGCACCCAAAGUAACUAACUAAACGAAUGUCAUUUAACUUAAUAUUUUGUUUCAAAGUAUUUUAAAGUUUAAAGCAGAUUUUGAACUGAGUUGAGACCAGUUACUUACAUUAAGUGUUUAAUUGAUGGGGCAUAGAUGGCCUAGCGGUUAGGUUGCCCCCCCCCUUGUACAAAGGCUAUGGUCCCCCAACUGGGCAGGCCUUGUUCAAGUCCAGCCUUGGGCUCCUUCCCUACUCUCUCCCUGGAUUCCUACUCUAUCCACUGUCAUAUCCAAUAAAGGCAAAAAAGCUCCAAAAUAAAUCGAUCAAAAAAAAAAAGAAGUCUAAUUGUCAGCUGCUUGAAAAUCUGCUAUUUCCUUUAAAUUGGCGCGCGAUGGAUCUCGGGAUAUGUUGGAAGAUGAAGGAUGUACCAGAUGGUUCUUUUGUUGGCUAGGGAAAGUAGGACGUAUUUGAAGGAGCCUUUGCAAUGGGACCUUAAAAUCUGCUCUCUGAAAAUGCUUCCCCUGAAUUGAGACACAGCUCAAGUCUGUUAAUCCCUUACACUAAUUUUAGCUCCGCCCUCUCAUCCAAAUAUGGUCAUUCUUCCUCCAAACCCCGCUUCCACCACACACAAAGAUGGUGAUGCUUCCAAACUGAAGUUUUCAUAACUGUAGUCCAGAUCAUGGUGGCUGUGUCUUCUUCUCCCGUACAGUCUAUGAGCUGACACAUCUAUGUGUUUGACCCUGCGAUGAUAUGAUACUGAAAUAAAGCACUACUGCUUCGGCUUGUUGGCGAUGCUAAACAUGUGACUGUUUUAACAGCUUUGAGACAGAUUUAUUUGUCAAUCAAUAAAAGAUUCAUCAGUGACAAAUGCAGUCUUGGUGGUGAUUUAUUUUAUUACAUCGGCGUCACACAGGUCAGAACACGGGGAAUUACAAAACAUAAAUACAUAGAAAA
This is a messenger RNA of Labrus bergylta (ballan wrasse), 3569 nucleotides long. RefSeq lists its product as uncharacterized. The record is from RefSeq and is a predicted model, not a curated record. Lineage: Eukaryota; Metazoa; Chordata; Actinopteri; Labriformes; Labridae.